GUCCAUUUGAGUUCAGCUUUCGGUUGCGCGGAGCCAAACCUGCCAUGGAGUGGACGCCAGGCGACCCAUGAAGCGAGCUGCGGAUGGGCAAGCCGUGACCGAUGACAAGCGAAAGGUGGUCAUCCAGGGCUUCGACAAGAAGUCCGGGCUUGGGCAGUCCCUCGCUGAGGCGUUGGAGCGGGGGAUGCUGAAGGUCGCCUGCCCGAAGGGCGAGUCCUUGAACGGCGAGCAGUACAAGGCCUACAAGUACCAGUACAAGCGUCUUUGCACCCACCUCCGUCGCAACGGCUCCUUGGCGGAGAAGCUGCGGAGUGGGGAGCUGGACCCCGAGCAGGUGGCCUCCCUCCAGGACGAGGCCCUCAUGGCAGAGAGUCAGAAGAGUGAGCUUCAGCAGUUCCGCCAGGAAAGCCUCCAAGAGGCUUUGGGCAUCACUGCAGAAGACUCCGCGCACUGGACGCCCUCGGACCAAUUUGCGUGCCCUCGCUGUGAGUGCAACAAAUGCGUGUACAUCCAGUCCUUUAAAGGCUUCCACAGUCAUGACGACAACAACCAGGAGCCGGUGAUUACCAUCCGCUGCACCUCCUGCAAGCACUUGUGGAAGGAGGACGAGGUGGAAGGAGGCCGUAUGGCCGCUGGCAGUUUCGAGGAUUGCAAUGGCGUGGUGAAGACCGAGAGGAGCGAAGCGCCGGCCAUCUGGGGUGGCGAGGAUCGAGCGGAGCCCUGGCUGCUGCCGGCCUCCUCCUAGCGAAGCCAACGCGAAGCCGUUUCGCGCGAACCCGACGCACGCGCGCGCGGAAAAAGGCGAAAAGGGGCGAGAUGGGCACAAAGGAUUGGCCAGCGUGAUAGUUGUCUUUUUCUUGGGAAGGAC
Messenger RNA from Effrenium voratum, 868 nucleotides. The record is from the annotation of a GenBank genome assembly. Lineage: Eukaryota; Dinophyceae; Suessiales; Symbiodiniaceae.